This is a messenger RNA of Cottoperca gobio, 2111 nucleotides long. It is a transcript of the gene phf6, whose product is annotated as PHD finger protein 6. The transcript has 11 exons. Bases 197 to 1285 code for a protein of 362 amino acids. Gene Ontology annotation, molecular function: histone deacetylase binding; histone binding. Gene Ontology annotation, cellular component: nucleus. Lineage: Eukaryota; Metazoa; Chordata; Actinopteri; Perciformes; Bovichtidae. The record is from RefSeq and is a predicted model, not a curated record.
AAGCCAUACCCGGAAGUGUCUAGCUGCCCUGAGCACAGUAGCUAGCUUGAUGCUACUAGUGCGAAAAGCCCACGAUCACUUCUGAAGGACGGAAAGAAACACAGUCACUGCUCGGAACACUUUCCCAUCUUUUCCACCUUCUCGGCGCGAUAAUAAUUAUAUUAGCAGUUUUGGUCAAACAGUAAAGCCUUUGGUCAUGUCAGGACAGAGGAAAGGUGCAGCAGCGCGGCUGCUUAAAUGUGCCUUCUGCAGAACCAACCGGGACAAGGAGUGCGGGCAGCUGAUAGUGUCUGACGGCCAGAAGGUGGCAGCCCACCAUAAGUGCAUGCUUUUCUCCUCUGCCCUGGUCACAUCUCACUCAGACAGCGAAAACAUUGGAGGAUUUUCCCUUGAGGAUGUGAAAAAGGAGAUCAAGAGGGGAAAUAAAUUGAUGUGUUCUUCGUGUCACCGGCCAGGCGCUACGAUCGGCUGUGACGUGAAGACGUGCCGGAGAACGUAUCACUAUUACUGCGCUUUGAAGGACAAAGCCCAGAUUCAAGAGAAUACCUCACAGGGGAUUUACCUUCUGUACUGUCGCAAACACCGGGAUGCCUCUCGUGAUGGCAUUCAAGAUGAAGAGGAAGCUGUGGCCGAUGACUCGGACUCAUCGCCUCCACAAAGUAGGGGCAGAGGAAGGUUUGACAAGGGGAGAUCCAGGGUCGGAUCUCGUGGCCAAUCGGAAGACACCCGCUCCACUUCCUCGCAAGCUGUCGACGAGGAGAGUUCCUCACAUCGGGACAGGUCCCCUCUUAGGGCCAGCCCGGGAGAUGGCGGCCAGCGCUGUGGCUUCUGUCAUGCUGGCGAGGAAGAGAACGAAACAAGGGGCAUGCUCCAUAGCGAUAACUCCAAAAAAGUGGCGGCUCACUACAAGUGCAUGCUAUUUUCAUCGGGGACGGUGCAGCUGACCACCUCGUCACGGGCCGAAUUUGGGAACUUUGAGGUGAAAACAGUCAUCCAGGAAAUCAAGAGGGGGAAAAGAAUGAAAUGCACACUCUGCACUCAGCUGGGUGCAACCAUUGGGUGUGAAAUCAAGGCGUGUGUGAAGACCUACCACUACCACUGCGGCCUGCAGGACAAAGCCAAGUACAUUGAAAACAUGGCGCGUGGCAUCUACAAGCUAUACUGCAAGAACCACAGUGGCAACGAGGAGAGGGAUGAAGAAGAUGAGGAACGAGAGAAUCGCAGUAGACAGAGGGCUGAAAACAACCACGGAGGAACACCGUCAACGCAAGUAAAUGGCAACUAGGUUGGCCUGAUGGACGUGACGUGGGGUGAAAACGGAAGAACUCAAAGACGAGGAAGAGAUAUUUUUUUAUACUAAAUCUUAGCCUACUCACAAAGUCGUGGUCUACAAGCUCCCACGAGUCCUUCACACGGUUCCUUCCAGUAAAUGAACACGAUGUCCCAAUGUGCAGAUGUCUCCUACAUGUGAAACCCUGUUUUGAGUUGACUGGAGGAGCUUUUCACAGGCUGGUGGUACUGCUGCAGGAUCAUGAAAGAAGAGCCAUGCCUAAUCUUUCCCCAAGAGUCAGUAAUAGGCUCAAUUUCAAAUACAUUGUAUCAUUUUGGUGAAUAAGAGCUAAUGGACUGAUCCUCAGAUUGUCACUCGCUGCCCAUGUCCCCACAGAUUACAUGACACACACACACUUGCUGAAAUGGAUGCAUUCUUGCCCUUCCUUCGCUUCUGCAGGACUCACAUUUUUAAGAGGAGUCUGUUUGUUACUAGUCUCUCUGAAGUUGUGCAGUUUGAUUACCUUGUUUCUGUAAUCAUGUCUUAAGAAUACUCUUUUCAUGUUAGCCUUUCUUUCUUGAUAUGUGAUAUUUUGCUACUGUGUUAUCAUGAUGAGUAACUUUGAAUAUCUGGAUUUUAAACAGUCAAUUACAAGUUUUGCCAGCAUGCACUUGGAUUUUCCCACUGUUCAAGGUGGCUUUUUUUAUUUAGCUACUAAAGGGCAAAGUAGAGCUCUUUAGAGGACGUUGGCUUGACUUUGUUUGAUGUACUGUUACUUGUAUCUCUACAAAUGUAUCCAUGAGUGAUUGGAAAUAGAAAAUAUUUUUAUUUUACACAUUUA